AUUUUUCUGGGGAAGGCAACCAAAAUCCUUGAGCACUCAAAACUACAUCAUGUGGCAUCGUGGGCUAGCGACGCUCCAAGCAGCGGCGGCACAGCAUCAGCGUCGAGGUGUCGCGGUCGCGCUGACUACACACAAACCAGCCUUCUCCAACAACGGGAAGCGUGUACUGUGUUUGGACGUGGGCAACCCCGUUUGCAUUGACGAAUUUCUCCAACACGGAAUUACGGUGGACGAAGUGUCGUCGCAGGACUUGGUCGAAUCGUUGCCGGCGUUUCAGUCGUCUCUUGCCCAGUACGAUGCGCUUCUCACGGACGCGCAGACGAAGCUUCCAAUGCACGAGAUCUUGUCGCACGCUACGCGGUUGAAAGUAAUCGGGAUUCCCGGGUCGCAGACCGGCCACGUGAACCUUCUCGCCGCGACGAAUCGAGGCGUGAUGGUGCAAAAUAUUGGCACCAAACUGGCAGGCACUGGGGCUGAGGAAGCCGAGAUGGUGCUGAGCUUGCUCAUCCAAGUUGCCCGCAAGAUUCCACAGGCAAUGGCAUCGACAAAGUACGGCGACGGCAGCCACGACGAGUUCCUCGGUCGUGAACUGCAAGGCAAGUCGAUGGGCAUUGUCGGACUCAACGAAACCGGGCAACGCGUGGGGGAACUUGCCUGCUCCAUGGGCAUGCACGUGUACGCGUUCGACCCGAACAUCGCGGCUGAGAAGGCGGCCAGCUUCGGUGUCACAAAGUGCUCGAGCCUUUCAGACCUGUACGGCAAGGCGGACGUGCUGACGUUCCACGUGCCGCUCACAGGGCUCACCCGCAACAUGUUUGACAGUGCGGCGCUUGCGCAAUGCAAGCCUGGUGUGACGUUGGUGUCGGUGGGUGGAAUGGAGGGCGUGAUCGAGGAGUCGAUUUUGCUUCCAGGGCUCACGUCGGGGCACAUUGGUGGGGUCGCCGUCGAUUUGUCGUCGGCAGAUGCUUGGCCGAGCGUCGUGAGCCAUUCGUCCGUGCUGAAGGCUGCGACAGGGUCCACCAAGGCCAACCUCCCUGCGCGGUUGUACAAAAUGAUUGCGGAAAACAUGUGCGCCACCUUGGACGAGCGGGCAUUUGUCGGCAUCGUGAACGGCGUGUACAUGCCGCUGACGUUGCUGCCCGAGAUGAAGCCUUUUCUGGCCCUCAGUGAAUCCCUCGGUCGAUUCCUUGUCGAGAUGUUGCCUCGACAAGUGGCGAUUGCCCACGUCACAAUUACCACCAAAGGUGGUCGCGACAUCGACAUCACGACGCCGAAAGCGCGGUCGGCGCUUCAGAACGCCGUCAUGAAAGGCCUUUUGCACCAGCGUGACGGAGGCGAUGAGUCGCCACCGUUGACCUUGCUCAACGCGAGCGUGGUGGGAAUGAGCCGUGGCAUCGAUGUCCGGCUCAUGGAUGACCUAGACCAAGACAUCCAGCACCUGAACAAUGCCAUCCUGGUGCAAGUAGAGCUUCAGAACGGAACCAAGUCGGUCGUGAUGGGUAGUGUCUUUGGCGAAGAGCCGCGCAUCGUUCAAGUCAACGAGUACAACGACUUCCCGGCCUUCAAACCCCAAGGCACAAUGCUCUUUUUCAACAACGAAGACCGGCCUGGCGCCAUCACGGGCGUGCUUGACCAACUCGCCAGGAGCAAGAUUAAUAUUGCCAGCCUCGGUCUUGGCCGACAGCCUGACAAACUCCAAGCGAUGGGCAUGCUCUCGCUGGACUCGGACCCGACCGACGAAAUUGUGACCAAGCUGCGCGAGCUGCCUGGCAUCACGAAUGUCCACCUUGUUCGUUUAUAGGAGUCGGCACGUGGGAAAACCAGCCGAAACGUGCUAGUGGUCGCGUUGGGAUGCAAUUCUUACAUGGAGGUGCGAUCAUGCAGUCCUUUCGACUAGAUUGGAACGGAUACCGUGACCGAGAGCUGCUGCGGUUGGUCCUACAAGAGGGUGCACGAAAGCCGAAAUAGGAGCGCGUUACAUGACUCUGCCAGACCACGGCAAAGCUCUAAUUGCGAUGAACUAAGUCCCUGUCCAACGGAACAUGGUUGAAAAAACGGUUGAUGAGCGCCAGCGACACCUCUGGCUGAUCCAUCGGGACCAUGUGUCCUGCGUUGUAGACGCGGACAAAGGUCAAGUCGUGGCUCGAUCGAACUUCGCCGGCCUUCUUUCCCUUGACCAUGAAGGGCUUGACGCGAGCCUCGUUGUACGCAGCUUUUCCUGGCCACUCGAGCUUCUUGGUCCACGCUUCGUUCCCCAUCCAAUUGCACAUCAAGUCGGCAUCGCCGGCGUAGAUGAGGACGCGCACCCCACUCGCCAACAAGUUGGGCACAUAUUGGGCAUAGCUCUUCAUAAAGUCGACGGAAAAGUCCUGGUACACGCGCCACGUGGACUCGACCCACAUCUUGUUGACGUGCAACUUCGCCUGGACGACUGGCGAGUUGAGGAAGCGCUCGCCGUACCGCAUGUAGUCGAUGCACCCGUUCGUGCAGUCCUCACGGAUGUCGUAUGGGUUUCGCUUGGAGGUUUCCGUGAGCGGCGCCACGACGAGGUUGUACCAGUUCUCCUGAGCCUGCACACACGUUUGGUUUUCGUUCUUUGUGGUCUGGCACGCUCGGACGAGCUUCCCGACUGCCUCGGCGGCAGCCUUGAGCGCUGGCACUUUGUCCGGGGCCACCAACGUGAUGUUGUACGCGUUGUCGACCAUAUCCGCCGUGUACGGGAUUUGGAUGACGCUGUCGGUGAGGCCAUUGCCAACAGAGAUACCCUUCAAGUUGAUCUUGACUUCCCCUUGCCCAGGCACUUGAUUCACUAUGUAGUACGCCGCCGACGGGACGUAGUGCCCGCCAUAGCUCUCGCCAGUGAUAAAGAACGGAUGGGACUUGAACUGGGGGUGCUUCUUCAGGAAUCCCUGAAGGAAUGCGUAGAUGUUGCGCCCGACAUCAACUUCGUUGUGGUCGUCGUCCUUGUUGUCGCCGUACGAAAAGCCAACGUCCGUUGGUUGAUCCAGCCAAAUCACGUUGGCGUGGUUCGUCCACGAGUGUGGGUUCAAGACUGUGUUCAGGUUGGCGUCAAUUGUGCACGGGCCGUUUUCAGUCAAGAGGGCAAAGAUCGACGACGAGCCAGGGCCGCCCGUGAGCCACAGCACAAGCGGGUCCUUCUCCGGGUUCGACCGAGACUCGAAGAACCAAUAAAAGUAGUUGUCAUUCACCUUGUGUGGGAGCUGAAUGUACCCUGACUCUUGCUUGGUGGUGUCACAGAACACAGUGUUGUUCACGAGCGCCAAUUGCACGCUUGGAACUUGAGCCACGCGCGCAGUCUCGUGCGUCAAGACAGUCGCCACCGUCGCCAACGCGCCUAGCGCGCCGACAGCAUAGAGCAAUGUUUUGGAGCUGGUUUUGGCUUUGCGUGGCUUGGUCACGACGCGGAAGAGCGGGGCCUGUUCAGAGCUCAUGGUGGUUCGCCGUGGAUGGUGGUGGAAUGAGUGAAGCGUGCGCUGACCGAGCGAGGUAGGGGUGAUCGGCA
This is a messenger RNA of Aphanomyces invadans, 3523 nucleotides long. Its product is annotated as phosphoglycerate dehydrogenase. The record is from RefSeq and is a predicted model, not a curated record. Gene Ontology annotation, molecular function: NAD binding; oxidoreductase activity, acting on the CH-OH group of donors, NAD or NADP as acceptor. Lineage: Eukaryota; Oomycota; Saprolegniomycetes; Saprolegniales; Verrucalvaceae. Bases 50 to 1801 code for a protein of 583 amino acids. The transcript has 2 exons.